Molecule: messenger RNA, 788 nt
Organism: Drosophila simulans
Lineage: Eukaryota; Metazoa; Arthropoda; Insecta; Diptera; Drosophilidae
Gene: e(y)2b
Product: enhancer of yellow 2b transcription factor
Exons: 3
Coding region: 119-418 (99 amino acids)
Biological process (GO): positive regulation of DNA-templated transcription; regulation of transcription by RNA polymerase II; poly(A)+ mRNA export from nucleus
Cellular component (GO): DUBm complex; SAGA complex; nuclear pore
Molecular function (GO): transcription coactivator activity; chromatin binding
Source: RefSeq, a predicted model, not a curated record
AAGUUUCCUGGAAUUAGUUCAUCGUCAAAGCACUGCAUUUGAUUUCCAAACGAAUUUGAACACCUCGUGCUUAAGUACUUUUUAAAAUACAGGAAAUAAUCGAAUUAAAACUCGAACCAUGACACAAGGCAAGCAAAAAGGAGUCUUAUGUCAUUUUGAGCAUAUGCCAACUUUACGCAGACAAGAUAAGGAAGCCCUAAAGGAACUGCUGCAAACGCGUCUUGUGGAGUGCGGAUGGCACAAGGACAUUAGGGAAAUGAUACGCAACAUCAUCAAGGAGCGCGGAGUGGACAACAUAGACCGCGACCAACUGACUGCCGAAAUAGUCCCCCAAGCUCGCGCUUUGGUGCCUGAAGUCAUCAAAAAUGAGAUCAUGAUGCGCGUGUACGCCGUCCUCGAUAAUCCGUUCCAUCCCUAACCCCAAUAUUGAAACCACGUGUUCUAAAUUCUAGCACGUGUUUGUGGUUUAUUAUCGAAUUUAAGUAGAUAUUUACAUACUUAUGCUAGCUAUGAAUUGCGGCAUUGGUUAUACAAUACGCAUAUAAUAAAUAAACGAUAAACAACUACAAUUAGUUAGAAUAUGUUGUCGCUAUGUUCACGGUGUGGCUACUCGAUUGGCUAAACAAAAUUUGUGGUGGUUUUGUUGGGGGAAACUAGGAACGCGGUCGGGCUCUGCUUGUAUGUAAUAUUUCUUCUAUUAUGCUACAAAUAAUAAGGCUAAAUCGUAAGUGUUAGUUACUCCGUUAAUGGUUUACGUUUACUUAUUCAAUAACGAGUCAAUUGAAAAG